AAGGAAAUUGCGUUCCACCAAUCUGGAAGAAUCUCGUUUAGCCUGGCAAGAUAGUCUUAAAACAUAUAGGAAAGCCCUCCGUAAUGCCAGAGCAGCCUACUCCUCAUCAUUAAUAGAGGUAAAUAACAACCUGAUUGUCUACGCUUAGUCUAAGGAACAGGCUGAGGAGCUUGGAGUAGAACUGCUGCUCCUUUGCGUUGAGGUGAUUCGGGCAUCUGAUCAGGAUGCCUCCUGGACACCCCCCUUUAUUCCAGGCACAUCCAACUGGUAGGAGACCACAGGACAGACCAAGAACACACUGGAGAGACUAUAAAUCUCACCUUGGGCCCUAGAAUGCCUUGGGUUUGCCAGAGGGAGCUGGAGGAAGUAGUUAGGGACAAGGGCGUUAGGGCUACUUAACUUAGCCUUAACCACAAUAACCGCAUUACUACCAUGAUAAAUGAUAUAAAAAAUUGAAUGGAUUAGAAAUAAAAGACAAGUGCUUUCUACUGAACAUAGGUCCACUUUUCAACUACACUGAUCCUUGGUCAUCCUAAUAAAACUUUGUGCAAACACUUGUCAUGAUCACAUGCUCAUGUGACUACUCUAAACUAGAUCCUUUAUAAUUUCUUAUGCAUCCUCCUGAUGAGCGUGUCCUACGAUAUGGUUGGUUGAGAUUAUGUUUGUGUUAAGGGAAGGUACAUCUGGGCUUUUAGGCAAAGAUGAAUGUUGUUGAGUUGAGGUAUUGAAUGUUGUUGAGUUGAGGUAUUUUGCUUUCAAAUAUUAUAAUAUAUUCAAUUUAUUAUUCAAAUACUAUUCCAGCUUCAUUCUGUCAGUUAUGCAUGAGUAAGGCCCUGUCCAGAUGGAGAUAAAAGGUGAACCCCCCCCCCCCAGGAUUCAGCUCAGGACAUUGUAACUUGUCAUUUGUUUCAGCUGCUUAUGGAAAUGAAAGAUCUGUUUCAUGCUAAUUUCACUUAUUUGGGUAUGGUUUCCAUUGCAUAUGAAAAUUAACACCUAAUAUAAAUAGCUGGCAUCAACAGCCAUUAGUCCAGAUAGUAGCCUACUCAUCGAGACUGCAGUAUAGCUGCUUCCUUGCAACUCUUGUCGAAACUGUCAAUAACAUUCCUAAUGGCAACGAAGAAAGCUGUCAGCUCAUGGACACUGAAUGUAACCCUACUGAGAGCAGAAAACAUCCUCUCUCCAGAUUAUUGGUCGGAAGCAGACUGCUAUGUUACUGUAUGUCUUCCCUCCACAUCUACAAAAGUCUACAGGACAAAAGUUGUGGCAGACAGCAAAAACCCAGAGUGGAAUGAAACUUUUACUUUCAAGGUCAAUGGCAAGCUCAAGAACACUCUUGAGAUACACCUGUAUGACAAGGACACCCUGAAGUAUGACAACCUGAUCUCCAACCUAAAGUUUGAUAUCAGCAGCCUGACUGUGGGAAAGAAGGAAACCAAGGAAUUCAUCGUAGACCCUGAGGGUAAACUCUGGAUAGCUUUUGAGCUGCUGGAAAGUGAGAAGAAAGUUGUUCACCUCAAACAUGCCCCCUUGGUGAAGGAAGCUGUCUCCUACUGGAUCUUGAAUGUCACCAUACUGAGAGCAAAACAAUGUCACUCCAAAGAUUACUGGUCUGAAUCUGACUGCUAUGUCAUUCUCUCUCUCCCCACGGCAACGGCAAGAACCUACCGCACAAAAACUGUGUCAAACAGUAACAACCCAGAAUGGAAUGAACUUUUUACCUUCAGGGUCCCUACCCAUGUUAAAAGCAUUUUAGAGAUCAAGAUGUAUGAUGAGGACACCAUGGCGCGGGAUGACCUAAUUUCCACACUUCUGUUUGACAUCAGCAACCUCACAAUAGGGAAGAAGGAGACCAAGGUCUUCACCAUAAACCCUGAGACAGAGGACAAACUUCUAAUAGAGUUUGAGCUACUUCAGAGUGAGGACCCCCCUUGUGAAUAUCUCACUAAUGGCAUCCUCGUGGCUUCCCCAUUCACUGCACUGGAUAUCGACGUUGACAAGCUACUAAGCAAUAGCUGUGUUAGAGACAAGGUGCUGAAACUGAGGGGUGCCUAUGAGGAGAAUCAAACUCUUAAUGCAAAGGAAACCCCAAAACUGCGUUUCUACAUCAACAGGGACUUGGAGACAGAACUAGGAGUGGCACCCUCUGAUGAUACAUUUGCCUCUGUUGCGGCAAUGGAAACUUCUAUAAAUCUCCAGCCACUACCAGCCAAACAUGCAGGCAAAGUGUCCCUUGUUAUUGAUCAGGACACAGUGGAUUUAGAUGUGGAAACACAUGAAGGUGAGGAGCAGCAUUUUGCAGUGCGGCUGGACUUUGACAUUGCACCUCAAGAGAAAGAGUAUCUGAAGAAGAGGAAAGUUGUAGUGGCACAGGCUUUGCAGAAGCUUUUAGGCCUCGGCUCUCAACCUGAUCCUAAAAAGGUGCCAACAAUAGCACUGGUGGCUUCAGGGGGAGGGGCCAGAGCAAUGACAGGACUGCUUGGUAGUCUGAGGGGCCUGAAGGAUAUAGGGGUCCUGGAUACUGUCAGUUACAUCACUGGUGUUUCUGGAUCCACAUGGGCUAUGUCUACUCUGUAUCAGGAAGCUAACUGGUCACAGAAGGACAUGGACAGCAUCAUCUCAGCAGCGAAGAAACAGAUGACCAAGAGCACCCUGAGUGCCUUCUCUCCUGAGAAACUGCAAUAUUACAGUGAAGAAAUGGCAGAGAAAGGGAACGAGGGUUACAUUGUGUCACUCAUUGAUAUGGCUGGCCUGAUCCUUGAGCAUCUUGUCUUUGGGAAAAAAGUCACCAGUCCCCUGUCUGAGCAGCAGAGAGCAGUGAAUGAAGGCCAAAACCCUUUCCCCAUAUACACUGCUGUCAAUAUGAAGGAUGGGGUAAAGGGCUGUGUAUCGGAAGCUGAGUGGUGUGAGUUCACCCCCUAUGAAGUAGGCAUCCAGAAGUACGGGGCAUUUGUCCGAACUGAGGACUUCGGUAGUGAGUUCUUCCUUGGUCAUAUCAUCAAGAAACUCCCAGAAGUCCGCAUCCCCUAUCUAAUGGGAAUAUGGAGCAGUGCCUUUUCUAUCAACCUGACCCAGCUGUGGACGCAUGCUACUGGGUCUCAGCCUUCUUGGACCCCCUGGCUUGGACCAGAUGUCAACAACAUAGAGGUUGACACUGAACCAUCAACUCUGGACACAUACCUCAUAAAUCCAAUCACCGAUAUCACCAGCAUAAUGACUAAUUUCUUCAAAAAUCGUCCAGUCAUUGCUGAAAUGUACAAUUUCAUGCGUGGUUUCUUCCUACAUAGGAACUACAAUAAACACAGCAACUUUGUUGCCUGGAAAGACACACAUCCAGAUGCUUUCCCAAACCAACUGACACCCAGUGACUCCACUCUGUGCCUGGUUGAUUCUGGUCAUGCCAUCAAUAUUGGCUGUGUACCUGUCCUGCGGCCAGAGAGAGAUGUGGAUGUCAUCAUAUCUCUGAGUUACUCAUGGGACCCAGGGAACAUCCUCAAGGUCGUAGAGAAGACAGCUGCUUACUGUAAAGACCAUGACAUCCCCUUUCCCAAUGCUGAUUUUGCCAGUCUGGAAAAGGAGCCUCAGAAGGAGGUCUACAUCUUUGAGGAUAAGGAGAAUCUCAAGGCCCCGAUAGUGGUUCAUUUCCCACUUGUCAAUGCCACAUUCAAACACUUCAAACGCCCUGGCGUAAAGCGUGAGACUGAGGAAGAAAUAAAAGCUGGGGAAAUAGAUGUGAGCAGCAGCAACUCUCCAUACACCACCAAGAACAUGACCUACUCAAAAGAGGAUUAUGAGGCUCUGGUGGAGUUGACCUCUUAUAACAUGAUAAACAACAAGGAGAGCAUCCUUGAAGUCUUGCGCAAGACCCUGGAGAGGAAGGCAUCAAAGAUUAAUUAGGCCUCUUUUUCUACAACUAGUUUCUUAAUGUUGCCUUGAAAAGUCAUUUAUAGUAAUUGCCACACCGCUAUUAAAGCUGACAUAUACAGUAGCUACUGUAAUUGGUAUUUAGUCUAAUAUAACUCUCUUGUGUAGGACAUAUUUGCUUAGCAAUGCUAUAAACUAUUGUCUCAAAAAUAAGCAUUAGUAAGUUUUACAGUCUCAAUGUAGAACAUAAUAAGCUUCACCAACCAAGUUAAAUUGUUAUGUCUGUCCAUCAGACUUACACGAGUUACACAACUCAUCUCCAAUAUACCAUCCUUUAAACCCUUUUUAUCAUUAUUAUUAUUUUAUCUAUCACAAUGAUAGAAAACACAAUUUUAAUUAAUCUGCAGAAAGUGAACAACUAAGCAAAUUUUACAUGCAUGCAAACAUACAUAAACAUCAACCCAACUGUGUAUACAUUUUACUGUACAUGCAUUUCUUUUUUGCAGUAUUAAAUCAUCAUAGAAACAUUACAUUACAUUUUUAAUCAGCAGAAGCAGAAAAAAGCUCACUGCUGUAUCAUAAUUUACAAUGCAACAUUACAAAAAAGAAACUUAAUGAAUGUGUAUAAUAAAUGAAGCAUGAAGUCUGCACGCUAGUUCAGGCGGUUAACUCAAGUGCGCUGCUGCACUCACACAACACAUACUCUACUCCCUGCAACACACAUCCAAUGCACCCUUUGCAACAGGGCAGAGUAUUUAAGCCGUGUAUGCUCUGCUCACUAUAUUGCUCUGCCAUGCCCGCUGUACCUGCUGCAAUCACUUCAUGUAUCAUUCAUAAACAAGCUCCCCUGCAGAAGUCUUAUUAUAUUGCUUCAGUUCAGCUUUGUUAAGGAAAUUGUCCAUGUUUGUGCUGUGGGCAUCGCUACUGCCGCUCCUCGUAAGCCUUUUAUCAUAUCAGCUGUGAGCCACAAACAGAGAAGCUGCAGAUCUCUGGUCUAUGUGAAUUUACUUCACUUUCACUUUCCACAGAGGUGCCAUGGAUUAGUGCUUUGUUUCACCAGGAUAACUAUAUACUUUUUAUGCUCAUACACAUAUUGUGGGUAGAUGUCUUGGCAAUGUUUAGAAAGCCACUGUGUGCUAAGCAAAUCUGUCAGUUGGAUUACCCUGCUGUAGAUCGCAUAAAUAAAAACAAUGCUGUUUUCUUCCUGUGUACUCCAUGUGGAGCUUACUUUUGUCAGUGUGGAUUGAACUGAUCCACACUGAGCUUACAUCUACACUGGAUGUGCAGAAAUGAAUAAAACAGCAAACAAUA
Siniperca chuatsi (mandarin fish) is the source of this 5172-nucleotide messenger RNA. RefSeq names its product phospholipase A2, group IVF, tandem duplicate 1 (gene pla2g4f.1). The coding region runs from base 1108 to 3894 and encodes 928 amino acids. Gene Ontology annotation, biological process: glycerophospholipid catabolic process. The transcript is spliced from 25 exons. Gene Ontology annotation, molecular function: calcium ion binding; calcium-dependent phospholipid binding. Gene Ontology annotation, cellular component: cytosol. The record is from RefSeq and is a predicted model, not a curated record. Lineage: Eukaryota; Metazoa; Chordata; Actinopteri; Centrarchiformes; Sinipercidae.